GAGGGGGCGGGACUGGAUGUGAUGUCACAGACAGGGGUGGCCAAUCAUACCAGAAGCUGGGAGAUUGAAAUUAAAGCGAUAUGAAAACGGCGGGCGGAGCGCAGCUGGCGGGACCGGUGAGAUCGGGGUGGAGCUGACAUUGGCCCUAUGAGGAGUUACAGUAAGAAUUGUAAAGGCUCCUGAGAAUAAUGCUGGGAAAGGCUUCAGUGAGUAGCAGCAUUGAGCAUCUCACUGGAAAAUGAAUGUUAUGAGAAUUGUGGAAAAGCCGCACAUAAAAUCUCUCUCUGGCGUAGAUCUUGAGACAAGUUCUGUUCCUCUGAGCUCCAUCCCCCCGAACACACACACUCCGCUGAAGGCUAUAAGGGAACGGUGGCACCAGAGUCUUUCUUUUCGGGGACCCUCUAGGAUAAUUUCCAGCACAAGCGCUCUGAGCACAACGCUUCAAUCCACGUUGGUCCCGGGCAGCGCGGGGCCCCCAGACUUCUCGGAUAUCAGUGCCCUUUCCUCUCGAUUGGAGAGGCCGAGUACAGAACCGGAUGCAGCCAGGGAGGCCAUGCCUCGCCAGAAGACCUGGAAGAACCCCCUUAGACCUUGGAACCCCAAUGGAUUUAUGGGGGCGUUUUUCACUAACCAAGAAAAAGGUGUACCUAUUUCCAAGCUUCUUAAUUUCAAGCCCCUGCCAAGCAGCGCCGUCUCUAAUGCCGCCAAUGGAGCGAGUGAACGAGAAACCACUCUAGGUCAGAAGCGCAUGCAGAAGUUACAGGACAAGAUGUCUGCUGUUAAUGACUCCUUGAGGAGCGCCGGUAGUCUGAGUGUUUUUGAGGACGAUGUUGGUCAUGUAGGGGAUGAAAUGCCCCAAGAAAUCCAAAGAAUUGCUACAGCCCCUAAAGCCCAAAGCCCAAAGUUGGCCAAGCGGAGGUUUCCUGGAGAAGACCAGGCAAGGAAAACAUCAGAUCCCCAGCCUGAAAAAAGGAGAACCCGCCAUGAUCCUCUUGAAGAUCUCUAUGAACUUGCGCUUUCUUCACCGAAUAUACACAUCCCUCGAAAAAAGAGAGCUCCUCAAGUAACCUUGAAGGAUAACCCCCCGAAGCAGGAUAACCCCCCGAAGCAGGAUAACCCCCCGAAGCAGGAUAAUCAUCCGAAGCAACAGGAUAAGUUUGUACUGAGUGAAUGGUUUGUGAAAGGCGUUGAGAACAAAGGAGUAUGUGUAGAAGGAAAGCGAGUGGACUGUGAGGACCUGUACUGGCACAGCAAUAUUAUUGUGCAUCGCAUUGAACCGUACAAAGUGCAGAGUCUGACGGGCCGAGUGUAUGAGCUGAAGGGCCACGUAGACAAGGCCUGCAUGUUGGAAGCUGGUUGUCCAUCCUGGCUGGUAGGAAAGUUUAAACUCGGUUUUCCCGACAACUGGAAAAGCUAUGUCAACUCCUUCCUAAAAAGUCCCUUAGUGCCUAACCAGCCCAAGGAUCCUCCAAGCAAAGAUCAUAACAACGUAACAAAGGAUGUAAAAAAGGCAACUUCCUGUUCAAAUACAAAGGGCAAACCGCCCAGCAAUUCCAACAAGGGGACACAUAAGAUUCCAAGUAGAGAAUUGAAACUCCUCAGAAUGCAGGGUCCGGAACACCCAGUUGGAGAACAUGGAUCCAAAGACAGACCAACACAUGGUAAUCGAUCCACCCAGUGUGGUACUACACGCAGUGGGCGCCAGGUCAAGCCUAUUCUGAAGUAUUGGUGUGGAGAGAGAAUAUCGGUCGACUUUGAGUUGAACACCAAGGUUAUCAGACCAGACAAGGUUGCCCAAACAGAUUCUGUUGUGAGUAUCUGAUCUUUUUUUAAUGGUGCAUGAGGGUACAGUAAUGGUCCAACCUUCAAAGAGGAAGGGCCUUACACCGUGAACCCCCGAGCGUGCAAGGCUCCUG
Molecule: messenger RNA, 1916 nt
Organism: Rana temporaria (common frog)
Lineage: Eukaryota; Metazoa; Chordata; Amphibia; Anura; Ranidae
Product: mis18-binding protein 1-like
Exons: 9
Coding region: 239-1822 (527 amino acids)
Source: RefSeq, a predicted model, not a curated record